Molecule: messenger RNA, 762 nt
Organism: Rhizophagus irregularis DAOM 181602=DAOM 197198
Lineage: Eukaryota; Fungi; Glomeromycota; Glomeromycetes; Glomerales; Glomeraceae
Source: RefSeq, a predicted model, not a curated record
AUGGUCUUAGAAGUUUACAUAAAUUAGGAUAUUUUCAUAAAGAUUUUCAUAGUGGAAAUAUAUUACAAACUACUAAAAUGCUUCUUAUAUUUCAGAUUUUGGAUUAUCUGGACCAUCAAACAAACAAAAAUCGGAUAAUAAAAUAUGUGGAGUAUUGCCAUAUAUUGCUCCAGAAGUUUGAAUGGAGAACCAUAUUCAUUAUCUUCUGAUAUUUAUAGUUUUGGUAUAAUUAUGGUUGAAUUAUCAUCUGGAAAACCACCAUUUCAUAAAAGAAAACAUGAUACUACCUUAGCAUUAGAAAUAUGUAAUGGACUCAGACCAGAAUUUGGAAAAGGAACUCCUGAAAUUUAUAAAAAACUAGCUUAUAAAUGUAUGAAUGCUAAUUCAAAUCAAAGACCAACAGCUGAAGAAUUAUAUGAUAUAAUACAAUUUUGGAAUGCUUCUACACAUAGUAAAGCACGUCAAAAAAAAAAAAAGUUUGGGUAUAAAGGUAAAGAGAUUAAAGCUAUAUUUAAGGAAGCUGAUAAAGAAAUACCAAAUAUUUCAACUUUGUAUGAGAAAAAUCCUGAUGCUAUAUAUACUAGUAGAUUAUUUACAUUUAGUAAUUUAACAAAACCUGUCAAUUCUUCUAUUAUUACCGAUUAUCUUAAUGAUGGAGAAAGCAAUAAAGAUUGUCAAGAUUCUCAAUUAGUUGACUUGGAAGUUUCUAGCUCAUUUUACAAUCAAAAGAUGUCAUUAGCAAUGAAAACAAUUGUUGAUUAA